Sycon ciliatum is the source of this 3420-nucleotide messenger RNA. RefSeq lists its product as uncharacterized. The record is from RefSeq and is a predicted model, not a curated record. NCBI's taxonomy places the organism in Eukaryota, Metazoa, Porifera, Calcarea, Leucosolenida, Sycettidae. The coding region runs from base 529 to 2730 and encodes 733 amino acids. The transcript has 14 exons.
AGUGCAUGCCACUGUAAUCGUCACCAUGGGCUAUAAGUGCAGUAUGAGAAACGUCUUCUCAUGAAUGGGAUACUGUAUGGCUGUGAAGUACAUGUAUGAUUAGCUACAAAGUAAACCAAGCUAGAUGUCAAGCCGUAUGUCAUAUUCUGUCACCGAGAUGACUGCAGGUGUCAACUGAAAUUGGUCGUCAGAUGCUGUCAGGUGAUCGUCACAUUGCUGCUACUCCACAUGACUGAGCACCGGUGCUCUCUUUCUCCGACUUACACACACUGCUGCGAGCUCAUUAUUUCUCUGUAUAAACGCUACAGUGGUGAUGUGUGGAAGAUUGAGACCGGUCCAGCCCCAAACCUUUGACACACUCCGCCUGUAUGCGAUACUUCUCCUUCAAUCAAUCAACACUGUGACCUGCAUGAAUAUCAGGACAGCACUGGGUUUGCAUUGCCUACAACUUACACUACAUUGUGACAUUGAACCAGGGGAGUGCAGGUAGCUCUGCUGUAUCCCAGGAGAAGAUUUUGAGUUUGAACAAUGCAGUGGUGCGUGGUUCUAGCUGCUGCUAGCUUCCUGCUGGCAUCAGCACGUGGUAGAUCUGUAGAGGUUCAGAGAGGAAUGUCAGAGAGUGCUACUGGUUCUGCUGCUGCUGCUGCUGCAACACAGUACUAUGUCUCAACCAGUGGCAGUGACAGCGGUGAUGGAAGUCAGGCACAUCCAUUCCGUACCAUGACACGUGCACAGACGGCAGUGCAGGCACUGAAGAAAGCACACAACGGUCAUGUGCCUGCUCCAGGUGUUGUUGUAAAUGUGGCCAGCGGUACUUAUGACUUCUCAGACGCACCGCUGCAGUUCACUAGUGAGGACUCCGGAGAAGCUGGAGCUAUUGUAACUUACCGGGGUUUGGAUACUGGUGCUGUAGUGCUGUCCGGUGGCAAGGCAAUCCCCACAUCUAGCUGGCAGUUCCACUCCACUGUAUCAGUACAGGCUAAUGCUGAUAGUGCUGAUAGUGCUAGUGAUGACAGUGUGCAUGGCAAACAACAGCAUGCUGACCAGCAUACACACAACGAUGGCUACCACCACCAUCACAAGGAUGACAAUGAUGCACGGUCUAUCAUGGAGGUGAUGGGCAUACCUGACCAAGCAUCCACGCCGGAGAGGACGGAGAAGAGUGCUCCUCACCGGGUCUCUAAGAGGCACACAGGUGCUGGCAGCCUGACUGUGGACAUAAUGAAGGUGAACCUGAAGAAGCUCAACAUUACCAAUUAUGGAGAUCUUGGGUCUGGUCAGUUGGGUAAUUGUGCUAAUAACAAACUGGAGGCAUUCUAUGCUGGAAAGCCUCUCGUCCUGGCGCGUUAUCCCAACAUUGGUAGCGAUGGGAAGCCGCAGUUCAUGAAUAUUGCCAAGGUUAUCAACAGCAACACUGAGUUCCAGUACAAAGACUCCAGGCUAUCUGCAGUGAAGAAUGCUAGUUCAAUGUGGCUACACGGCUACUGGGGGCAAGACUGGGCCGAUAACUACGUACGUGUUGUCAAACUCGACGGCGCCGCAUCCACUGUCACCACGGAUACCAAGACACCACCAGUGUAUGGAUAUCACAAGCCGGCACGGUUCUACGCAUUAAACAUCCUCGAGUUUCUUGAUUCACCUGGCGAGUACUAUCUUGACCGCGACACUGGAAUCCUCUACUUCACAUUACCAUCAGAUGCACGUGAGGAUGGAGAGCUGACAGUUUCCAUACAGCCCACUGUGGUAUCUCUAAAGAAUGUGUCCUUCCUGACACUGGACAACCUCAACGUUAUGCACAGUAGAUCACUGGCUGUGGAGAGUGAUAGCACUGUAAACGUGACAUUCUCUAACACUGCUAUCGUAGGCCAUGGUGGAAGAGCGUUGAGCGCUAGUGGUGCAGUACAGACACUGAUACACAACAUAACUGCUCACGGUAUCGGAUGUGCGGGACUGUCACUGGAAGGAGGGGACCUGCACUCACUGACACGUGGAAACUCCACAAUGCAGUACUGUACCGUGUAUGACUUUGCUCGCUGGAAGAGAACCUACAAUCCCGGUGUUUCAUUCGGUGGUGUCGGCAAUGACUACCUACACAACACUAUCCAUGGAGGCCCACAUUCUGCCAUGCUUGGAUCGUGCAAUGACUGUCUAUUCGCUUACAAUAACAUUUCCAACAUGUGUUUUGAGUCGACUGACACCGGUGCUUUCUACACGGGACGUAGUUGGAUUCGUCGUGGCAACGUGAUGCAUAACAAUAUCUUCUCUCACAUACGAACAACGGAGCACACCGUUCUUGGUGCGCCGUCUGUGCAGGCUAUCUACCUGGAUGACCAGAUGAGUGGCUAUCAUAUCUAUAAUAACACAUUCAUCGACUGCCAGAAGGGGACGUUUAUUGGCGGUGGCCGUCGCAACCUUGUUCACGAUAACUACUAUGAGAAUUGUGAUGCGGCUGUACAUAUGGAUGCCCGCGGUCUCGGCUGGCAAAAGACUAGUUGUCAGAAGAGCGGAUCCUUCUUCCAAGAGAUGGAGUCAGUGCAUUACGACCAGCCACCUUGGUCUACUCAUUAUCCAGAGCUGCUUACUAUCUUCAGUGAACACCCCUGCUAUCCAGCAUUCUCUGCUUUUACCAAUAAUGACUACUGCAAGUGCAAAAAAUUCGCUGAUGUCUCCACCGAGCAAAUCAGCAAGUGGUUCGGGACGUCUUCCAACAAUGUGGAGAAAUGCCGCUGAGCAUUGAAAACAUCCUUUCCGCUACUGCUGCUAUGCAUGCGCAUGUGUGCAUGGAGACAGCUCCACUGUCUGCCGCCUGGUUUGCAUAUUGCUGCAGCCUCUCGUGCAUUAUUGAAGUAUAUGACUCGUCUUCACAUAAGCUGCUGAUUGUGGCAUGUGUUCUGAACUUCUGAUACAGCGUUCACAACUGCUCAUAGUGUGAAUAAUCAUGAACGUUUUUGCUGUAGAUGUACAGUGCAAUCCCAUCAUUGUGAACACAUGUAUUCACUUUAAUAUUUGAAAUUGUUCCGGAGCCGUUCCCUUCAAGAAUCUGCGGUCACACAUUCCGCGGUUUACCUAGGUUUCUGCGAAUCUAUGGAAACCUGGCGAUUUUCUUCAUUUUUCAAUGAUUUUCAGCGGAUCUAUGAGCCUGCCCGGCUGGAAGGCUGUAUUAUACCGAUACAGUGCCCGGCCGGAAGGCUGUAUUAUACCGAUACAGUGCCCGGCCGGAAGGCUGUAUUAUACCGAGAUACAGUGCCCGCAUUCUGUGCACGUACACAACAGUGAACCUCACCAUUGUCACCAUUGUAAGGCGCAAACCGGUGGCUGGAUGUCGUGCAUGGUCGACAAUAUCGUGCCCGUGAACUGUUUUUUUGUCUCAAGGACUGAACUUUGAUUCACGCAGCUACAUGUACAGUCGAAUGUCACUUA